Messenger RNA from Pyrus x bretschneideri (Chinese white pear), 1446 nucleotides. Its product is annotated as probable aquaporin NIP5-1. Gene Ontology annotation, cellular component: membrane. The transcript has 4 exons. Lineage: Eukaryota; Viridiplantae; Streptophyta; Magnoliopsida; Rosales; Rosaceae. The record is from RefSeq and is a predicted model, not a curated record. The coding region runs from base 61 to 957 and encodes 298 amino acids. Gene Ontology annotation, molecular function: channel activity. Gene Ontology annotation, biological process: transmembrane transport.
AAAAAAAAAAAAACUAUUGUAUUUUAUCCUCUCUCUUUACCUUAGUUUUGGUUGCUUGAAAUGGCGGAAUCUGAGCCGGUGACGCCAUCGGCGUCGGCGCCGGCGACGCCGGGAACGCCGCUGCCUCUGUUUUCAGAGCCGAGAGUGGAUUCGCUGUCGUAUGAGCGUAAGUCAAUGCCGCGAACCAAGUGCUUGCCUGUGAUAGCUCAGACGUGGGGUCAAUCUCCCACCUGCUUCAACGAGUUCCCUACUCCAACUGUCUCCCUCAGCCGCAAGGUAGGAGCUGAGUUCGUAGGAACCUUCAUCUUGAUGUUUGCAGCGAGUGCUGGACCAAUCGUGAACCAAAAGUACAACGGAGCGGAGUCCUUGAUCGGAAACGCAGCAUGCGCAGGGCUUGGUGUGAUGAUUGUGAUUCUCUCCACAGGCCACAUCUCUGGUGCACAUCUAAACCCAUCUCUCACCAUUGCGUUUGCCGCCCUGCGACACUUCCCAUGGGUUCAUGUCCCUGCCUACAUCGCAGCUCAGGUUUCGGGCUCCAUUUGCGCCUCGUUUACUCUCAAAGGGGUUUUCCAUCCGUACAUGUCCGGCGGAGUCACGUUGCCUACUGUGAGCACUGGCCAGGCUUUUGGACUUGAGUUCAUCAUCACUUUUAAUCUCUUGUUUGUUGUCACUGCUGUUGCAACUGACACUCGAGCGUUGGGAGAGUUGGCUGGUUUAGCAGUUGGGGCUUGUGUCAUGCUAAACAUUCUUAUGGCAGGGCCAUCUAGUGGUGGUUCAAUGAACCCGGUGCGUACUCUCGGCCCUGCUGUCGCUGCCGGAAACUACACCAAGUUGUGGAUAUACCUCGUGGCUCCUACCCUAGGAGCUCUCGCCGGGGCAGGUACCUAUACAGCUGUGAAGCUUCGAGAAGAUGAGGUGGAUGCACCUGUGCGCAUGGCCAGGAGCUUCCGUCGCUAGUGCAAAACAAAGGCAAGCAUAUUUAGAACAAUAAUCUCUUGUCAAAUAAUUUUUCAUGUUACGUUACUCAACUGUUCAUAUUUAUAAUAUAAAAUAACAGUAUGAUAAUGUAACAUGCGAAGGGAAUGACAGAAGAAUAUUACCCUAGUAUGCUUAGUCCUUUUCAUGAUUUGUAUGAUAUGAUGUGAUGUGAAAGCUUCAGACAAAGUUGUAUAAGGAAUAAAGGGUAGGGUGGGAGAUAUAUGUAAGAUGUGACGGAAAGUCUUCGCGCCCUGGCCCAUUGGCUUUUCACUGUACAGUAGUGUGUGCUUGGUUGGUAUUGGCCAUCAACUCUCAGAGGGUCAUUGUCUGAUCGGACGCUCCUGCGAGAGGACUUUGGAUUGGCUCUGUUUGUUUGCUUUAUUUUUCUGGGUUUGCAAAGUGACUUUAUGUAAAAAACUGCACUAUAUAUGAUGCAUGGUUUGAUGAAUAAAAACUUAAUGUGUGUAA